Molecule: messenger RNA, 3233 nt
Organism: Spinacia oleracea (spinach)
Lineage: Eukaryota; Viridiplantae; Streptophyta; Magnoliopsida; Caryophyllales; Amaranthaceae
Product: pentatricopeptide repeat-containing protein At2g26790, mitochondrial
Exons: 7
Coding region: 453-2387 (644 amino acids)
Molecular function (GO): protein binding
Source: RefSeq, a predicted model, not a curated record
GUGUGUGAUGUCAUAAUAAUUAUAAUUUUCUCUCAACUCAAACUCCAAACCUGUCCUCUGCAUCUUCUUCCUCCUACUCUCGCAUUCUCUUCAUCAGUGGUUGCGUACGAUUAAUGAGGUGAACUGCAGUUUGAACGCAAUCCCCUCAAUUGAGUGGUCACGCGAGAUGGACUAACUAUAGCAUCUGUUUGGCCCGUCACUUCGUUCGUACCUUCUUGGCUUAGGUUUCCGAUACCAUUGAUGUCCAAUAGCUUUGAUAGUAAUGGGCAAUUGACUUAACUCAACUGAAAUCGUGAAAAGCAGUAUUUUGUCGUUGUAGUUGUAUCUAUAGUAGGCGCCGCCUCUGCCAACCACCUCUCCUUCUCUGCUGCUGCUAUUCUCGGGCGGGCGCCCCUCCUGUCCCAGGACGGGACGGACCUGUUAAUGAGUUGCUGGAGUUACUCGAGGUUGAAAUGACUACUUCAGUGGUUAGAGUGAUUGAUGCCUUGGUGAAGGGCUAUGUUAGUUUGGGUAUGUUUGAAAUGUGUAUAGAGGUUCUGUUUCAAACACGAAGAAAGGGUUUGAUGCCUUCUAUAUUCACCUGUAAUUACCUUAUUAAUCGCGUGAUUAAGCAUGGUGAGUUGGAUAGGGCUUUGUCUAUAUACCAACAUAUUUUGAGGAAGGGUUUGAAUCCUAACGUAUAUACCUAUAAUUUUAUGAUCGAGGUUUUGUGUAAAAAGGGCAAUCUCAAGGAAGCAAUUGGUGUGUUUGAGGAGAUGGAAAAAGUUGGCAUCAACCCUAAUAAAUAUUCUCAUUGCACUCUCAUUGAAGGACUUUGUUCAAAUAAAAAAUCAGAGGAGGCGUACAAAUGGUUGAAAUCUGUUGCUCUUGUUGAUAAUUUUAGUUAUGCUAGGGUGGUUCGUGGUUUAUGCAAUGAGAAUAAAUUGAGUGAAGCCGAGACUGUUAUGCAAGACAUCGAGAACCAAGGGCUAACACCUAAUGUGUAUUGUUUUAGUGCUUUAAUUCGCGCGUAUUGUAAGAGGAUGGAUAUUCAAAAGGCAUUGUUUCUUGAAAGUCACAUGCUGUCAAAAGGUGUGAAAACUAAUUGUGUUAUUGUGAGUUCCAUUCUUCAAUGCAUGUGUUCUAUGGGUUUUUUUACCGAUGUUCUCAGUCAAUACGAAACAUACAUGAAUGAGGGGAUUUUUCUCAACAAAGUUUGUUAUAAUAUUGUUGUGGAUGCUAAGUGUCGGUUGGGCAAAACAAAUGAAGCUUUGGAGCUUCUUGAAGAGAUGAAGCACCAAAACAUGGUCCCGAAUCAUAUUCACUACGCCACUGUGAUCAAUGGUUACUGUGUUCAGGGAAAACUUGUUGAUGCCUGGGAUGUUUUCGAGAAAAUGAAACAUAAUGGUAUUCAACCUGAUAUCAUUACUUACAAUAUACUUGCAGGUGGUUUUGCUAGGAAGGGUCUUGUAAAAGAGGCUUUUUCAUUACUUGACUAUAUGAAAGACCAAGGUUUGACGCCUAGCGUUGCUACCCAGAAUAUAAUCAUUCAAGGCCUCUGUGUAGCAGGAGAGGUAAAAGAAGCUGAAAACUUUUUGAACAAAUUAGAGAAGUGCACAGAUAUUGAGACUGUAAUGAUAAAUAAUUACUAUGCUAUGAUUAAUGGGUAUUGUGAAGCAAGAGAUACACGGAAGGCUUUUGGUCUUUUUGUUAACCUUUACAAGCAACAAAUAUCUCUGAAGAGGAAGACAUGCUUAAAGUUGUUAGAUAGUCUAUGCAUUGAAGGUCAAGUUGAUAGUGCAUUCAUGUUGUGCGAAAACAUUCCGGGCAUAAAUGAUAAAACUCGCAUUAUAAUGUAUUCGAAGCUUAUGUCGACAUUGUGCGAUUCUGGAGAUUUAAAAUGUGCUAAGUUGGUUUUUGACAAUUGCAUCAGAAAAGGGUUGAUUCGCGAUGCCACAUUGUACACAAUAAUGAUAAAUGGGUAUUUCAGAUCCAAUCUUACACUGAAAGCCUUUGCUCUUUUAGAUGACAUGAAGCGUAGGGGUAUUAUGCCUGAUGUGUUCACUUUCACUGUUUUGAUUCAUGGCUGUUUGAAGUCUUGUUCUUACCCGGGUAAUUUUUUUAUUACGAAUGCCACAAAAUUUGAGUCUGAGAUGUUGAAAAUGCAGCUGAAGCCUGAUGUUGUCUGUUAUAAUGUGUUAAUUAACAAGCGCUGUAAGUUGAAUGGUAUCCAAGAUGCCAUGAAGCUGUUCAAUGAGAUGAUGGAUAAUGGUCUACAACCAGAUAUUGUGACAUACACAACUCUCCUUUCUACUUGUCGUAGAGUAAAAGAUGUGGACACAGCUGUGACCCUUUUCAAUACGAUGGAAGAAAAUGAUUUAAAGGCUGAUGAGAAAACAAGCUUUUGAUGUCAGUUUUGGAACAUGGUUUGGGAGUUAAGAAAGUACAGUUCACACAAUGAACACUCAUCGUACAUUAAAAUCGAUGGGUUAGCUCUGAAGCUUCUCAUGGAUUUCCGCAAUUGACAAUGACAUUGCCUGAUGGACGGAAAAAUCCGCUAUGAAACGAACUACACUUGUUGCGAAUACUUCUAACAUGCCGGUGGCUGCACGUUAGGCGUCCGUUCACACAGGUAUCUCCUGCUGAAUGAAAAAGGAGAAAAGAUUGAGGAGCAAAGUGGCGUUGUCAAAACAAAUUGUAUCGAUUGCUUGGAUCGCACCAAUGUCACACAGACGGCUUUCCCUGCGUCUCACCCGUCGCCGGUGGAUCUCGCCAGUCGCCGUCGUCGUUGGGUCUCGCCCGUCGCCGGUGGUCCUCCAGCAAGGGUCUAUUUCCUCGCCUCCUCGUCUCCUCACCGGUGGUUCCCUGGGGAUUUGGGAGUUAUGGAUUUUCGUGUCGGCUGCAGAGCACCACUCCACAGCAGCGGCGUGAGUGACGGCGAGGAGAUUCAGAAAGGAGUUAGUAUACCAAUAAUGAUUGGCAAUCUUGUUAGUGAGGAAAAGGCUAUUAGUUCACCUCUGCAACUUGCUGGGCAUGUGCUGAAAGCAAAGUCUUAUAGCUUAUCACCCGAUAAGCCUGAAACAAACACACUCUUUGUGCACAGAUCAACUACUGGGAAUAAGUUGAACCAGCCCCUGGUGUUGAUCUUGAAAGCCUUGAAGUUGCCAAAGAUUGUUUAACAGAAGUCUUCAAACUUCAUCUACUUCCUGAGAGUGAGCGACCAGAACCUAAAUUGACAUGUAAAUCAAAGAAGG